Molecule: messenger RNA, 10793 nt
Organism: Dreissena polymorpha
Lineage: Eukaryota; Metazoa; Mollusca; Bivalvia; Myida; Dreissenidae
Product: protein crumbs-like
Exons: 28
Coding region: 546-6905 (2119 amino acids)
Biological process (GO): establishment or maintenance of epithelial cell apical/basal polarity; heterophilic cell-cell adhesion
Cellular component (GO): protein-containing complex; plasma membrane
Molecular function (GO): calcium ion binding
Source: RefSeq, a predicted model, not a curated record
ACAAAAUUUACCUGUACUGAAUGGGCGGGUGACUGGCUGGAAAUUACAGAUAUGACAGUCAAUAGUGUGUUAUCAUAACAUUGGAAUUUGUGUGGCAGAUAAUUUUAGCCUUUGUAAAUGUGUGUUGACAGUUUAGUUUAGUGGUAUUGAUAGACUUCUCAAAUGCAUUUGUUGGAUAUUGGUUACACACGCGCAUACACACCUUUACAAGGCUAAUUGAAAAUUCUGUGCUUUAUUGGAAAAGAAAAUCUGAUCAAUUCUUUGUGCGGGGAAUUGUUUUUGUUCCAUUGUUGGGAUGUUGUGGUGAAUUUUCUGUCUGGAUUUAACUUUAAAGAUAUAAUUGUGUUUAAAAACGUGGAGUGAAAUAGAAGUUGAUGGACAGAUCAUUGGGUAAUCAGGAAUUUUAUGACUUUCAUGUUGCAAUAUGAAACCUGAAUUGUCAUAAAACAGGUAGGAAUAAGAGUUAAGAUACAUCAUUUAACAUUACAAGUGGAAUAAUGAUGUAACCAUGUUUCCUGGAUGGAUGUGUUUGUGGCAGUAACUUCAUGGAUGAAAAGUGCAGUGGUUUGAAUAACAAGAGUCAGAAAUCACAGUCUAAUCUUCCUGACCCUGGCACAGCGAAAAUGUGCGCACCACAUACCUGUUAUGUGUGGGAGUGUAGGGCAGAAGAAUUAGGGUCAAAAGACAUGAGUGAAUGUCCGUCAUGUACAAUGCAGCACUCAGUGGACUGUGAACACUCUGAAGGGAGUACAGAUCGGAGUACAGAUCGAUCUUCACACAUGGUUAAUCCUUUAUGGAGCAAACAUUUUUACAGAUCAUACGCACCUGUUUUUAUGAUACUCAUUUUAUAUGGAUUAUUGCAUACAGCUGUCGCACAGAAUACAACAGAAGCAGUGACAACAACCUACUGUUUUACAAUACCGUGCCAGAACGGGGGUACCUGCAUAGAAGGGACCUCAAACUACACCUGCAUGUGUCCGCACCUGUACAAUGGCACACAUUGCGAGAUGGAUCUCAGCGUGUAUGGGUGUGGUGUGAAUCCUUGCUUGAAUAACGGGACAUGUAGUGUGACCAACACUACUUCUGGAAAGCCGUACCGAUGUGAUUGUAUAGCAGGUACAAAGGGCACUAACUGUGAGCAGCUAGUGAAUGAGUGUGGCUCCAGUCCUUGUGCCAAUGACGUGCCCUGCAUUGACUUGAUUGGCAACUUCACGUGCAAUUGUACUGGAUCAGGUUUUACGGGCCGACUGUGUGACGAGGACAUUGAUGAGUGUGACACUACCCAGGGGGUCUGCGGGACAGGCACCUGCCACAACAAUCAGGGGUCCUUCACAUGCCAGUGCCCAACGGGGCAGUUUGGACCUAAAUGUGAGGAUAUCAAUGAAUGUUCAUCCAACCCGUGUAAGAAUGGUGCCACCUGCCAGAACCUCAACUCCACGUACAAGUGUGUGUGUCCCACAGGCUUCAUAGGUACCACAUGUAGCGAGCUGGAUAGCUGCGUUAACGUCACAUGCCCUGGCCAGUACUCGAGGUGUGUGCCCACUCUGAACAACUACACUUGCCAGUGUGUUAACGGAACCAAUGGAUCAUACCCCAACUGUACGGACAUCAAUGAAUGUGUGUCUAACCCAUGUCAGAAUGGUGGCACGUGUAACAAUAACUUGAACAGCUUCAAUUGCACGUGCGCUGCUGGUUAUGCAGGCAGCACGUGCCAGAUAGACUUCAACGAGUGUUAUAGCUCGCCGUGCAGAAAUGGGGCCACAUGUCUAGAUCAGGUGAACGGCUACAUUUGUCUGUGCGUAACUGGUUUCAACGGUACAUUCUGUGAGCAAAACAUUGACGACUGUAAGCUGGGAACCACGCCAAAAUGUGUAAACAAUGGAACAUGCCUUGAUGGGAUCAACAACUACACGUGCCGCUGUACACCAUUCUUUACGGGCGCCAACUGUUCCCAGGACGUGGACGAGUGUUCAUUAGCCGUGCCGAUAUGUAAAAAUGGUGGGACGUGCUCCAACACGCACGGCAAUUACCAGUGUGCAUGCAUCGGGGACGGAGCAGGGACAUACUUUACUGGAAAGAACUGUGAGAUAAAGGUCAGCCAUUGUAACUUUCUAGAGGAUCCUCCCGCCUGUAAAAACGGAGGAAGGUGCAGUGCAGAUGAAAACAAAUAUUACUGCGAAUGUGCUUAUGGUUUUAAAGGCAACCGGUGUGAGGAGAUCAACUACUGUGAGCCGAGUCCCUGCCAGUACAACAGUACCUGCACGGACGGCACGGGCAACUACACCUGCACCUGUAUCCCAGGUACAACGGGCAGAAACUGCAGCAUUAACAUCGACGAGUGUGCAUCAAGUCCUUGCGGGGCUGGACAGUGUAUCGACUAUAUUAACAGGUUUGACUGUAACUGCACAGACUCUGGUUUCAAUGGUACAUUCUGUCAGAACAACAUUGACGACUGUGUCCUGAAUGAUCAUCCCUGUCGUAACGGAGCAACAUGUGUGGAUGGAAUAAAGAACUACACCUGCCAGUGUCACCCUGGUUACGAAGGCCGGAACUGUGAGGUGGACUUUAACGAAUGUGUCGCCACGCCGUGCUAUUUUAACUCGCCAUGCUACCAGAAGUCUAACCAGUCCCUGUACGGCCUCAAUUUCCGAGGGUUUGAUGCCAAUUUCUCGUAUGCGUCUGCUGCUGGCUUCGUCUGCCACUGUGUGCCUGGGUCUAGAGGCUUGGACUGUUCAGAAAACAUCAAUGACUGCACGCCAGCUGAUCUGUGUCGAAAUGGUACUUGUCAAGAUGAAUUAAACAAUUACACAUGCAACUGUUUCCGGGGUUACGAGGGGUUUAAUUGCGAGACAGAAAUAAAUGAGUGCACUCGUUAUAAACCAUGCCAAUAUGGGUCAACUUGUGUAGACAAAAUCGGAGAUUACAAUUGCAAUUGUGCUGCUAAGUAUAUGGAUAAGGUUUACGCUGGCAAGAAUUGUAGUGUGGAGUUGACGUCGUGUUAUAACAACCUCUGCUAUUCAAAUUCAACCUGUGUGCCUCGCUUGGUGAAUGAGACAGCAAACUUGCAGGACUUUACAUGUAUUUGUCCAGUGGGGAUGACUGGCAGGUACUGCAACAUUUCGACCGUUAUGUCCCUUGAUACUGGGUCAUACAUAUCAAUGGUGGUAAAUAAAACAUCUCAGAUAAAGCUUCAGUUUCGUACCACACUGCACAAUGCACUGCUGAUCGCUGUAAAAUCGCAAGACACUUCAGGAUACUGGGCAAAGCUGGAGCUUAAGAUGGGCGCAAUAGUUCUCACCUACGUCACAAAUGUGAACACGAUGAAUAACGUUUCUAUUGAAGAUGUAUUCAACAACGCUCAAUGGCAAUCUGUUGACAUUGCCUUCUCUGAAAACGGCAGUAUUAAACUGGUUGCGAUUGGCGGGAAAUUCUGUGCGACACCAUCCUGUACUCGCCAGGCAAAUGCCAAGGGGCUGAACUCUCUCUCAUAUGCAUACAUUGGACGGUUACCGAGCCAGACUAUGGACUCAGUGCCGUUUGUGGGUUGCGUGCAGGAUAUCAUGAUAGUGGAAACUGGCACGAAGCUGGCUAUUGGACUUCCUUCCACCGAUCGAAACCUGAGCAAUGUCGUUGAGGGAUGUGCUAGAAGACAGCAGUGUUUUGCAAACACAUGUAACAUACAUGGAGUCUGUAACGACCUCUGGAAUCGGUUUAGAUGCGAUUGCAGAAGGCCUUAUCUUGGAACUGUCUGCAAUUAUAGCUAUAUUGCUGCCACAUAUAGGAACGGAGACACAACCGAUAGCUCUGCAUCCUUCUCACUGUCUAAUGACACUCAAAAUGCUCUGAAAAUCGGCUUCAAUAUUUCGUUCUUUGUGCGCACUCGUGAGACUUUAGGAUUAAUUCUUUACUUCGGCAGCAAUUAUACGGGCAACGAUGCGGAUACAUAUGUUACCUUAGAGAUCAACAAUGGGUACCUAGCAACGCGAAUACGAAUGUGCAACUCGUCACACUACAUUCAGUCUAGGGAAAAGAGAUAUGCAGACGGUGAACAGCAUUUGGUGCUACUUCUGAAAAAUACCAACAGUUUCAGUUUGUACAUUAAUAACGCCCUUCAGAAUAUGGUGGUGACAGCGAACCCCUGCACUUUUAAUGGCAAUAAUUUAUUCUUUGGUGGUAAACGUCCAAAUCAGUCGAAGGACCGCAGAAGACGUCAAACUGCCAACGAUCAAGAUUUAUUCAACCUUCCCGCGUUUAAAGGCACAAUACAAGACGUACAGAUAGGCAACUAUUCUCUACAGUUUUAUCCAUUGAAUGAUCCAACCCUGAGUCCCCUGCGUGCCAUCAGCGUGACAGAAAGUGUGGGGCUUCAACAAGGGGAAGUUAGCGACAAUGUGUGCAAUAUGACCUCCCCCUGUCAGAACAAUGCAACCUGCGAUAACGUGUUCUUUAAUGACUUCAGUUGUAAGUGUCUCUAUGGUUUCCGAGGCAAGAACUGCUCUGAGCUGGACUACUGUGUGACAGGAACGUGUCCAGUGGGCUCAGAUUGUAACAGCCUGGAUGACGGAUUUGAAUGUAUCAGCACAGCUUUCUUCCAAGGACAAAGCAGUGUGGCUGGAUACACAAAGACCCAGCAAUUUUCCACAAUUGUUACCUCGAUUUCCUUCAAGUUCCGUACCUCUGCUAGAAACGGAAUCAUAUUCCACUUAGCCGAACCAAAUGGAAAUGGUUUCAAAGCCUAUCUUAUUGGGUCCAAGUUUGCUGUUGACUACACAAUAGACUCUAACAGUCGCCGAAAUAUGAAAUUAGAUAUUUCAGUGAGUGACGCAGUCUGGUAUAAAACGUUUGUUAGAGAGGAUAAUAAUACCCUGAACUUGCUUAUAAGCAACGAAAAUGGCGAUGCGAUUGUUAAUCUAACAACAAGUCGACCGUCGUCAGGGACAACUUUGGACUCAUUGGUUCAUAGUUUAGGGUCAGGCACUACUCUAAAACUUGGGGCAAACUCGUACCAGGGAUGUUUGAAGGAGGUUCGUCUGCAGGGUAUUCUCCUCCCAUUCUUCUUUGAUGCCCAAUUUGUGAAUAACACCAGUGUUGAAAAGUUCCUCUUACAACAAAAGACUCAAAUAAUAGAUGGCUGCGGUCUACAAAAUGCGUGUUCACAGAGCAGAUGCGCUCACUCCAGCCCGUGUGUACCAGACUAUUACUCGUACAAGUGUAAUUGUUCGGCCGGGUACAUGGGUGACUGGUGUCAGGAUAGGGUGGACUACUGUGCGGGUGUACAGUGUGUGCACGGUAGAUGUGUAAACUCCCUUGAGAGAGGCUACUGCAGUUGCUACCAUGGAUACACUGGGGCUAGGUGCGAGACGAACAUCAAUGAAUGUGCUAACCUCACGCUGUGUGACCCAGGAUCCUGUAUCGACCUCAACGGAACUUUUGAGUGCAACUGUACAGGGACAGGUUUCAUCGGAGACUUCUGCAACAUUAAAGAGUCAGCAUGUAGUGCGGGGACUGUUACAUGCAUGUAUGGGUCGUGUAGUAACGCAACAGGGAUGCCAGUGUGCAAUUGUUCGCCUGGCUACGACGGCGAUACUUGUAACAAUGCCAUCGACUACUGCAGUAAUCUCCCUUGCGAGAAUAAUAGCACAUGUAUGUCGGAUACAGCCCGUCAGAAAUACACAUGUAACUGCACAGGCACUGGUUUCAAGGGGGUGAAUUGCAGCGAGAAUGAAGACAACUGCCUGACAAACUACUGUCUCAAUGGUGGGCAAUGUGUGGACGGAAUCAACAGCUACGCUUGCAACUGUACACCUUCCAUAUUUUAUGAUGGGGCACAAUGCACACAAAAUAUCAAUGAGUGUGUGAGACUACAACCUUGCGAGAAUGGAGGUAUAUGUAGGGACAAAACUCCAGGGUUUGAUUGCGGGUGUGCAGGCACUGGCUAUACUGGUAUCUAUUGUCAUGAGGACUUUGAUGAAUGCAGUGUAGAAAACAGACCGACCUACUGUAAGAACAAUGGAACCUGCGAGAAUUUUAACGGCACAUACAACUGCUCUUGCACAGAGGGAUACACCGGCAAGGACUGCGGCACACCGAACUGCAGUGCUCUCAUCACGUCAUGCCAAAAUAGUGGAACAUGCCAAAUUACACCAGACAAUCUACAGUGGAAGUGCAGCUGUCAGGAAUUCUAUGAAGGAGUGAAGUGUGAGAUAAAGGGACCGUGCGCGGAACAGCCCUGUCUUAACGCCACCCACUGCACCCAGAACCUCACUGUAUCACCAUCAUACACCUAUCAAUGUCACUGUAAUCCAGGUUGGCGGGGUGUCAACUGUUCCGAGGACAUAGACGAGUGUACCACGGGCACGCCGUGUCAGAACGGAGCAACGUGCCAGAACAACCCAGGCUCUUAUAGGUGUGAGUGUGCCACCGGGUACACGGGGGAUACGUGCGCAGUGGAUAUAAACGAAUGUGCCUCUAACCCUUGCCUCAACAAAGGGGACUGCUCAAACCAGAUUGGACUUUACGUCUGCAAUUGUACUGAAACAGGUUAUAACGGCAGCCAGUGUGAGAUAGACAUAGACGAAUGUAAGGAGACGCCGUGCUACAACGCAGGCACCUGCACCAACACCAACGGCAGUUUCACCUGCGCGUGUGCUGAGGGAUGGUCUGGACAGACAUGUCAGGCAAAGAGUGAGGCAGUGAUGUCAGACGACAUAACGUGGUACAUAGUUGGGCCGUGUAUAGCAGUUUUUGUCAUUCUAGUUGUCAUAGGAGUGGUGGUCUUCCUAAUGUGUGUACGCAACAAGCGAGCGACCCACGGGGUGUAUAGCCCUGCCCGGCAGGAGAUCACAGGCUCACGGGUGGAACUGGGUCAUGUGAUGAAGAAACCCCCCCUGGAACGACUCAUUUAGGGCCCCUCCUGUGGCCAGCCAUACAGCUGCAGUGUGAUAGUGUGAAGUCUCCGUUGGAUGAAGACGAUGGGAUAAAGAACUGCUGUCAUGAAUAUCAUGUGAAAAAGCUUAUACGAAAGCUAAAGCAGAAUUUAUUUGCUUUUGUCCCUUUGUUGAAGGUUAACCACCACCAUGAUGGAUGAACAUUUCAGCAGACUAUUAAGUCUUUCACCUUGGAGGUGUAUUAUGGGUUGUGGAAUUGUGGAAUACAUUAAUACGUAAUCACGGACCUGUCCACCAAAUUGCAUUUUGUGCUAUUUUCCUUUUUGUACUGUGCAGAUAUAAAAGUAUUAUAUUACUGUGUAACCGCUUACUUUCCUGUUGUUUCCAUUUGGGUUCCUUUAAGAGGAUGAAAUAUUCAAAACAUGUGCCAUGUUCAAAAUUCUUUCGUUUGUGGUCAGCAGACAAUAAUCCUCUAAGCUCAGUUUGUGAUAUCAAUAAACAUGUUCUUAGCAUUUAACUCUAUAAAAUUGUAUUCAGAUAAUUAUAAAUAAUGCAUCAAUUUAUUUUCAUUAAUUUUGUUGUACUUAAUGAAAAAAAUGUUUAUUAAACAAAGGACAAGGUAAACUUUUAUGAGUGAUAGACAUACAUGAUAUGCCUGUUUAGAGAUAUGCCAUCAAAGUGUGGGUUUGGAAACUAAAUAUUUGAUACUUAGAAUGUUUUGAUAAUUGAAUGAUGUCAUAUCAUAAGAUUAUACCUACUCAUCUAUAUUAUGCAAUCAAAGUAUUGAAAACCAGUUACUAGUAUAUUUAAUAUUUAUAUGUGUUAAAGCGGGUAUAUACGAUUUUUUACAUGUGUUUAUUUGUAAUAUAUUGAUCAAAUAUGUUACAAUUACACAAAAUAGACAAGAAAAAGUAUGCAUUAAAGCCGAAUUUCAUAAAAUGCAGCAAAGACAAAUUAGCGGCCCGAGCCGAUUGUGACAAACAUAUUUUCCUACAAUAACCAAAGCAUUCGUUUUUGUAUUAGGAUUGGAGUUAGUGUUCGUGUGUCGUAUGAAUAGAUAUCGUUGCAGAAAUUCAAAUAAACCGUUAAACUAAGUUUAGAUUCACAUUGUACAUGUAUGAUAUACAUGCUGGCGAAUUCGGCUGUACAGCCGUUUUCAAUUUGAGAAUUAAAUAUCUGGCUUAUUUCGCAUUUUUCGACACAUGUUCUUCUUAACUUUUAUUUUAAUUUGUAUUGAAAUAUAUAUAUAAUUAGUUUUUUUACACAUUUUAUAUAAAUUCAAAAAUAUUUGACAAAAUCGUAUAUACCCGCUUUAAGUGUGAUGUUUAAAAAGUUUUUGUAUACAUAAUUGUAUUUAUAGAUCCUUACUUCCUAUCAAACCUUGCUUGAUUUAUUUUGUAAUUGGUGAUCAAAAUAAUAGUUUUAUAAAGACUAAACAACUAUUGUAAAUAUUGGGAAUAAUAUUAUGAAAGAGAGCACCAAAAUACUGGGAAAAUAAUAAUAUGAGCCCGGCUGUUGUUAAAUUUGUCUUAAUUCAUGAGCGGAUUUCACAGGCUAUUCUGAGACGACACUUUAUGCACAUGAACGAAGCAUUCCUUUGCCAUAGACUCAAUGAUAUACUUCAUUCUGUGUAAUAUUAUAACUAUAAGGCAGGGUAGUGUGAUUUUGCUUUGACAAAAAAACUUUGAGAUUUGAAGUGUUAAGCUAUAAUUAUUUGCUAAGAAACUUCAUUUAAUUUGUAGGAUAUUUGUUUUCAUUUCGAGCUAACAUAAAAACAUUGAAAUUCUUGAGAAUAGUUUUGAAGAAAUAAUUUAAUCAUACAAGCAAAGUCAAGUGUCUUUUUUGUAUGAGGCAAAUUUGUUUACAUUGAAAUCUAAAUUUAUCCCGUAUUCAAAUAUUUAUUUUCGUCUGUGUAAAUAUUCAUAUAUUGAAACAUUGGGCGUUGUUUCAAUUACAGUCUUAUGUAAGGAAGUCAUAUUGACAAAAUCUCAUUAUCUUUGCCUGUGUAAAUUGUAUCAUUCUUUAAGCACAGGAUUUGUAUAAUGUACCGAUAUUGUAUAAUCAAAUUGUAUGUUUGAUAUUACUAAUAGUCUGCAGGAUUUUGUUGAUACAUUAUUUUAAAUCUUAUCCAAAGUGUUGCAAAUUUUAUCAUCAUUUUGUUAAGAAUUUUGUUUUAAUAUUUUACCUAUGUAAAGCCUUGUCUGGUUUAUUAAAUCACGUUUUAAAGGACUGAAAUUCAGACUUAGUUGUUAUAAACUGAAAAGUAAGACCCUAUUUUCGAAUAAUGAAAUGUUGCAGUUGGAAUGUAAGAAAUUAAAAAUGCUUUGAUUUAGGAUUUGGUCAUGUAACUUAAAACAUUUUGACAACCUUGAAGAAUGUAUCAUUGAUAUGUUCAACAGCUCUGUUUUACAAACACACAUUUCACUUUUUAAUUAUUCGAAAUUUAAGUCAAAAAUAGGAGAGGAAUCUGUAUAAAUAUAGACUUGGGGGAAGAUACCAUUAAAAGAUUCAUAUAAAGUAUUUUUCUAAGAUUCAAGUAUUGUUUUAUCUUGCCAGUAUGUAUUAUUUCACAAGUCUGUAUAUCAGUGAACAUUUUAGUUAGUAAAAUCCGUGUAUGGAUCCAUUUACAGCUUUAGCCAACUCUGAAAUAUAUCCAUUAAUGUUGUUUGAUGAACAUGGAUAUCUGAAUAAUAAAAUGAGACAGACUCUGGGAAAACAGGGCUUAAUGUAUGAGGGUGAAUUGUCAUCCCUGGUUAGCCUGUGCAGUCUGCCCAGGCUAAACAGGGACCACACUAUCCAUAUUUAUAGAUUGUUCAUUUUGAAGGAAGCUUGUGCAAAAUAAACAUCCAGUCUAGGCUGAAAGUGUUGUUCCUUAUUAGCCAGGCUCAUCUGGGACAACAUUUAAUUCACAUGCAUAAAGCCCAUUUAAUUCACAUGCAUAAAGCCUAGUUUUCCAAGACCGAGGAUCAUAUAACUAUUGUGCUACUAGUAUUUAGUUACAGUUUUCACAUUUGUGUCAAUAAUUAUUUCUAAUCAUUGCGAUUAUUUUGCAGAUAUUUGAAUGUGUUUUUUUUUCAUUUAUCUGUCUAUGUUAUACUACAGCACAUGAUAACAAACGGUUGAUUCUAUUCAUACAUUCACAAAAAUAUUAAUUUCAAUAGUUUGAAACAUAUCACAUAGUAUUGUAACAUAUCAGAUAGUAUUGUAACAUUCCAUAGUUUUUUGCUGUUAAGCAUGUUUUGCUGUAUGCAUGCAUUUUAUGCAAUUAAUAAUUCUGUUGUUUGUAAAUUUAUCAGAUGUUCAAUUUUUGCGAGUUAAAAAAAGUUAAUCUAAUGCACAGGCUAAUCUGGGACGACACUUUAUGCACAUGCACUAAGCCCCAUUUUUCCAAGGCAAUUGUGUGUAACUGAAGUCACUCGCACUAACUAUUAAUUACAUCAACACAAUUAUGUGUUCAAAUUGUUUGUAACAGAGAAUGUCUUUAAUUCAUUAUUAAUGAUGACUUCCGUAAUAUUCACGUAUAUUUCUUCACAGUUGGAAUAAAAUGGUAUGUAGCUAAAAUAUUUUACAUAUUAAUUUUUUUAAUGAUGUUGUUUAUUUUAAAAUAUGUGUACAUUUUAUGUUCCUGUAUCAUUAUUUUGUUGUGAUAUAUUGAAGGCCUAACUACGCCUCCUUUGGAAUACAUAGCUUAUAUAUAUAAAUAUAUAUUUUAUCAUAACAUAUCAUGAACUUUAUAUGUAUAUAUUUUACAUGAACUGAAUUUAGUCUGUAUGUAUUCACAUUUAUAUAUAACUCAUACAAGCUGUGUAGUUGUUUGUAGAUCAUGGUUUCAUAUAUAUCAUUAUAAGUCAUUCCCACAUAUUUUGAUAAUGUUAUAUAUUAAGUCUGAAGAAAAAAGAACAUGAA